AUGAUUUCUGAUAUACCCUUGUGGCUCCCCAGUCUAGAUCCUAUUGGGGUGUUUAUAAUAGCCCUUUCACCAAUAUUGCUAUUUUUCUUGACAGCGCCCAAAAGGCAGCACUUUCCACUUCUCAAUGGGAGGGAGUGGUUUGAGCUUUCUUAUACUCACGCUAAGCAACGAUAUUUAAGUGAUGCUCGGAAUAUCAUCAGAUCAGGUCUGAAAGAGGCUUCCGUAUUUCGCGUCAUCUCCGAUAAUGGACCUAAGACCAUCCUUGCUCCGAAGUACGCCACCGACAUUCGGAGUCAUCCUUCACUGAGCUUUGGAGCCAGUAUUUCGAAAGAGUUUCACUCGAAUAUUCGGGGAUUUGAGCCCUUCCAGCAGGGAACGCGUAGUGAUGAGCUUUUCCAGACAGCGGGAGUGUUACGGAGCCCCUAUCCGAUGAGACAUCCGCUGCACUCGAGAAAGAAUGGACAGCAAAUUCUGCCAAGCAUUCUCAAAAUUGUCGCACAACUGUCGUCUAAGGUUUUCCUUGGUGACCAAAUCUGCCGCAAUCCGGACUGGCUCCGCAUCACAAUCAGCUAUACCGUCGAUUCUUUUGUUGCUGCCCGGGCUCUCAGACAAUGGCCUGAGUUCAUGCGCCCCUUGGUAGCCAACUUCCUGCCAUGCUGCCAUAAAAUUCGACGUGAGCUUGAGGAAGCAAGGUCUAUCAUAAACCCGGUACUUGAAGAGCGACGCCAAGCAAAGAAAGAAGCCGUCCGAACAGGUAAACCGCUCAAUCGCUUCAAUGAUGCCAUGCAGUGGAUGGAGGAAGUUGCGAAAGGCCGGUCUUAUGAUGCAGCGGUUGCGCAAAUAUCAUUCUCACUAGCGGCAAUUCACACCACCACCGAUAUGCUCACUCAAGUUCUUCUGGACAUGUGUGGUAAAGAGGAGAUUAUCCAAGCCCUCCGCGAGGAGGUUGUUUCCGUGAUUCAGAAGGAAGGAUGGAAGAAGACAACUCUAUACAAAUUAAAACUGAUGGACAGUGUUUUGAAAGAGAGCCAGCGGUUAAAGCCCAUCGGAAUCGGUGAUAUCAAGCUGUCGGACGGAACUUUGCUUCGAAAAGGAACAUUCCUUCUCGUCUCCGGCGAGAAAAUGUGGGACCCGCAAGUAUACUCGAGCCCCGAUACAUUUGACCCUUACCGAUUCUUGAAGCUGCGUGAAACCCCGGGCCAUGAGACCUCUGCGCAAUUAGUUUCUCCCUCGCCAGAGCACCUUGGAUUUGGAUAUGGAAACCAUGCCUGUCCUGGGCGGUUUUUUGCUGUCAAUGAGGUCAAGAUAGCUCUGUGUCAUAUCUUGUUGAAGUACGACUUUAAACUGGCACCUGGCUCUGCUAGGCCGACAGUCAAAAAGACAGGGGUUUCCUGGAACGCCGACCCUACAGCAAGCAUUGCCAUCAGGAGACGACAAGAGGAGAUCACUCUCUGA
This is a messenger RNA of Penicillium riverlandense, 1455 nucleotides long. RefSeq names its product cytochrome P450. Bases 1 to 1455 code for a protein of 484 amino acids. Lineage: Eukaryota; Fungi; Ascomycota; Eurotiomycetes; Eurotiales; Aspergillaceae. The transcript has 5 exons. Gene Ontology annotation, molecular function: oxidoreductase activity, acting on paired donors, with incorporation or reduction of molecular oxygen; iron ion binding; monooxygenase activity. The record is from RefSeq and is a predicted model, not a curated record.